This is a messenger RNA of Vanessa atalanta (red admiral), 3833 nucleotides long. Its product is annotated as neuroligin-4, Y-linked-like. The coding region runs from base 391 to 3357 and encodes 988 amino acids. Gene Ontology annotation, biological process: modulation of chemical synaptic transmission; neuron cell-cell adhesion; chemical synaptic transmission. Gene Ontology annotation, molecular function: signaling receptor activity; neurexin family protein binding. The transcript is spliced from 11 exons. Lineage: Eukaryota; Metazoa; Arthropoda; Insecta; Lepidoptera; Nymphalidae. The record is from RefSeq and is a predicted model, not a curated record. Gene Ontology annotation, cellular component: cell surface; postsynaptic membrane; synapse.
AGACACGACGCGUCCAACUGAAAUUCGAACGCGUCAUAAGAUUCGAAAAUCGAACGUUCGCGUGUUAUGGACAAUAUCCUUAUAAACAAGAUAGUGCUGUGGAUAUCGUACUUGGUGGUUGUUUAAAAAUUAAGCGAUUCGUUAUCGUUCACAUACGUAAGUUUUAAGUGAAGUGAUAGUGUUGUGUUGAUAUAAUUUUUACUCGACCCAGCAACUCGAGCCCUUUGGGAGCCGUUUGCACUAUGUAUAAUAAAAGACAACUUCAACGGAUCAGCUGGACAAUGGACUACGGCUCCUAACAUGAUCAAAACAACCAUGCAAUGAAAAUUAAUAUAGAAAAAGUUAUAGAUAAAUUAGGAAAUGUAUUCGCAGAGGUGAUAUACGAAGACAAUGGCCAUCAAUAAAUUGCCAUUACACAUCUGUAAUUCAAUAAAACAGUAUUCGUUGAUAAGAGUGAACGAUUUAUUAAAUAUUAUAUUAAAAAUUCAACAGAAGAGCGUAGUGAAUCGAAAAUGCAAAUUAGAAUCUCUGGAGAGAUUAACAUUAGUGGUACUAUUAGUGUUACUGCUAAGUGUGAAUUCGAGUGGAAACAGUUUUAGUGGUGGUAGGAAUUCCAUGCUAAGGACCAGAAUUAUAGGUACAAGAUACGGUAAAUUGCAAGGAGUAAUACUUCCUAUGGAUCAACAUAAAUAUUUGAAACCAGUAGAAGCAUAUUUAGGUGUUCCUUACGCAACGCCUCCUACAGGAUCUAAUAGGUUUGCCCCAACUCGGGCGCCAGCGCCGUGGGAUGAUGUGAAGACAGUCGACCAAAUGGGACCAGCCUGUCCGCAACGAUUACCCGACAUCUCGAACGAGACUGUCACUCUUGAAAGGAUGCCGAAAGGAAGACUUGAGUACUUGAGGCGGUUAUUGCCUAGAUUAAAAAAUCAAAGCGAAGACUGUCUAUACAUGAAUAUUUAUACACCAGUUCAAGUUGGUCCAACACUUCAAGCUAAAUACCCUGUGGUGAUAUUCAUCCACGGUGAAUCGUUCGAGUGGAAUUCGGGCAACGUGUACGACGGCGCCGUUCUGGCGAGCUAUGCGGGCCUUGUGGUCAUCACAAUCAACUAUCGUCUCGGAAUAUUGGGUUUUCUUAACGCAAAUCCCAUACCACAUAUGAAAGCGAGAGUAGCAAACUAUGGUUUAAUGGACCAAAUAGCAGCAUUACAUUGGGUUCAGCAGAAUAUUGCUUUAUUUGGUGGAGAUCCUGGCAAUGUGACAAUGCUUGGACAUGGUUCAGGAGCAGCUUGUAUUAACUUCUUAAUGAUCUCACCAACGGUUAUGCCCGGUCUUUUCCAUAGAGCAAUCUUAUUAUCAGGCUCAGCGUUGAGCUCAUGGGCACUCGUAGAAGAUCCCGUUAGUUAUUCCGUCCAACUAGCCAAGCAGUCCAAUUGCACUCUCCCUGAAGACGUUGUCAAAGAUCACGAGCUAAUUGUAGACUGCCUUAGAGAAGUUCCUCUUCAAGAACUAAUGUCAGCUGAAAUAAGUACACCAAGCUACCUCACAGCAUUUGGUCCGUCGGUUGAUGGUGUUGUAGUAAAGACUGACUAUGCGAAAGAACUGCUCACAUUCUUCAUACCGAACGACCUCCAAGGAUUUACCAGCGUAUCCGGUGUCAACAAUAUCAAGGCGGACAAAAGGAGCGGAGAUAGGAUUUUCGGGAUAAGGGGCGGGCAAAAUAAAUAUGAUCUACUAUUCGGAGUGGUAACGAGCGAAGCUCUCUGGAAAUUCUCGGCUCAAGACAUACAAAACGGAUUCGAGGGUGAGAGGCGGGAUAGAAUAAUAAGGACUUAUGUGAGAAAUGCUUACACAUAUCACUUGAGUGAAAUAUUCUUCACUAUUGUCAACGAAUACACAGAUUGGGAGCGGACAGUUCAGCAUCCAAUCAAUACUCGAGACGCGGCAGUGUUGGCGUUAUCAGAUGCACAGUACGUGGCGCCACUGGUGCAGACGGGAGAUUUUUUAAGUGUCAGUAAGAGUUCCGUAGGAACUGGUCCGAAUACAUUCUUCUAUGUCUUCGACUAUCAAACUAAAGACGGAGAUUAUCCUCAACGCAUGGGUUCAGUACAUGGAGAAGAACUGCCCUAUUUAUUUGGAGCACCAUUAGUAGAAGGACUCGGUCAUUUCCCCAAAAAUUAUACAAAAUCUGAAAUUGCAUUAUCUGAAGCGUUUAUACUUUACAUGGCUAAUUUUGUAAGAACUGGAAACCCUAAUGAAGCCCAAAAACAGGAAGCUGUACUGCCAAUAUCAAGAGAACGGAAUAAAUUUAAGAGCAUCUUCUGGGAUGAGUAUGACACGUUACAUCAAAAGUAUUUAGAAAUUGGGAUGAAGCCACGCAUGAAAAACCAUUACCGAGCCCACCAGCUGUCCGUGUGGCUUCGGCUAAUCCCGGAAAUCCAUCGGGCCGGGAUGAAGGACGUUGUCGCGAAACACAACCUAUUUCGCAACCACAAUGACCCGGAAUUGUACGACGGUUUAGUGCGCCCUGAUCCACUCACCCGUGCUAACUACUAUGAUCCAACAUUGGAGCUUUAUCGAAGACCUUACAACGUCAGUCUCGAUAUAGCAUCUACUACGAUAGAAACUUACGUAACCACUUGCAUCAGCGUCAUGUCACCCCGACCCGACUCACUUGUCACUCAAAGUCAGACCAACAAUUCUCACUCUCAAGACGUUUCCAAUUUAGAGGUCGCUGGUUACACGGCCUACUCGACAGCAUUGAGUGUCACAAUUGCUAUUGGAUGUUCCCUAUUAAUCUUGAAUGUUCUUAUAUUUGCCGGAGUAUAUUAUCAAAGAGAUAAAACCAGAUUGCAAGUAAAAGCAUUACAACAGCAGAAGAGAAAUCAUAACGCAACUUUUGAUAGCGUAUCCUCGAAACAUCCCCAUUAUUUUGUGGGACAUUCUCAAAGUUCCAGCACGAUUGUCGACAUCGAUCACCAAGAUAAGAACGCGAUAAUAGCUAUGACAAACCGUGUGCCACAUUUCACGAGCUCAAACUGUCCGAAUGUCUGUCACACGGGGAUCCAAAUGUCGAAUCUGAUGCAGAAAUCCAGUCCAACGAACAGAGGUCAGUGUACGACAUUACCGAGGAAAGUGGGAUUCAGUUAUCAGAAUCAGAUAUGCAAUGCGUCGAAUUGUAUGACGUUACCGAAGAAUGCUACGUUCGUGAGCAGUGGAAAUUUACCCGAUGUUCAGGCCCAGACGGGACAGUCGCAAACACCAGGGAACGGCUCGGUCCCUUCUUCUUCUCCGCCGUCUCAGCACUUCUCCCAGAAAUCGAGGGUCCCCCAAGCAGCGAUGUCAGAAAUGAACGUAUGAGAAAUGGAAGAUAUUUACAAUUAUGUGUAAAGUGAAUGUUGUGAUAUGGACGCAAAAUAAUAAGGUCACUGAACAAAACAUAGUUGUGAAUAUCGUAUAAAUCCUUGUAAAUAGAUGUAUUUAAUUUGAACCAUAACAUUAACAUUUUAAGGUUCAUAGGUGUAUUGAUUAUCGUGACGUCAUAAUGUGCGUAUAUUUAACUCUCCCGUUGUAAAUAUGGUCAUCUCCAUUAUAAAUGGAUUUACGAAGCUACGAAACAUUGUUGAUUUAAUUUUAAACUUCAUCGUUUAAAAAGUUCGUGACAUCAAUAUUAAAAAUCAAAUACUAAAAUGUUCUUGCCCUAGAUUAAAGUCAUUUUGAAUGACGUCAUUGUAUAUAGUUUAGGACCUAAAGACUGUAUUAUCGCAAAGUUACUGAUCCAAGUUUAAGUGUCAAAUUUUCUGUAUUUACCUUUGAGAAAUCUUGAUUCAUGUAAA